AUGACCCGCCGCCGCUUCACAGCCAAGCUUAUUGCCCCAGGCAACCCUCAAAAACAAGAGGAGCUCGUCGCCUCGCGCUGGGUUGCUCCUUCGGAGAAUGGUCCCAUUUUGGUUCCUGGCCGCCGGCGUGUCGUGGUCGACAACGACGACUCUGGCUGGAAGGGCCCGCGCAAGCCGCGCACUACCUCUUCUGGCACCGCGUCUCCUUCGAGGUCUGUAUCACGCUCGGGCUCGAGAUCUGCUUCUGCGGGGCAAUCGCCUGCUCACCGUGGGAAUAAAUCUCAAGGGCGGAAAUCGGAGGGUUCGUUAUUUGGGUCGUAG
This is a messenger RNA of Penicillium riverlandense, 321 nucleotides long. RefSeq lists its product as uncharacterized. The transcript has a single exon. Lineage: Eukaryota; Fungi; Ascomycota; Eurotiomycetes; Eurotiales; Aspergillaceae. The record is from RefSeq and is a predicted model, not a curated record. The coding region runs from base 1 to 321 and encodes 106 amino acids.